Trichophyton verrucosum HKI 0517 is the source of this 576-nucleotide messenger RNA. RefSeq lists its product as uncharacterized. NCBI's taxonomy places the organism in Eukaryota, Fungi, Ascomycota, Eurotiomycetes, Onygenales, Arthrodermataceae. Bases 1 to 576 code for a protein of 191 amino acids. The record is from RefSeq and is a predicted model, not a curated record. The transcript has a single exon.
AUGCUCUUGAGAAACAGUAUCUCCCGCCGGAUCCCGCAGUCUCCUCUACAUCCUCGCCUGUCCCAGAUGGCCUCCCAUCUCAUCCACAGCAGCAGCAGCAUCAACAGCAGCACAACCGGUGCCGGCGAGGAAAAGGACCAGCUAUACUCGUCCACGACGACGACGGAUGCUCCGGGUGUCUCGCUGGCGGACAUCACAAAGACAAACAACUUCACCUCCAAGCUUCCCCCGGACGCGGCUUUUGAUACCCCUCUGGCUUCACACAAUGCGCCCCGUGAGCAUUUGGGUCCUCGGCUAGUCAAGGGUGCGCUGUACACCUUUGUCAGGCCAGAGACCACUUAUGAGCCAGAGCUGUUGGCCGUGAGUCCUCGUGCAAUGAAGGACCUCGGCUUGAAAGAGGGCGAGGACAAGACGGAUGACUUCAGGGAGAUGGUUGCAGGAAACAAGAUAUUUUGGAACGAGGCGGAUGGAGGCGUCUAUCCUUGGGCUCAAUGUUAUGGAGGUAAGGUUUUGUUCCUUGGAUUCAGGGUCAUAUUUUUUAUUUUAUUUUAUUUUUUAUGCUAUGAAAUAUACUAA